AUGGGAGUUGGUGUUUUUCAGUCUUCAUUUGACCUCAGCCUCUUUGUGAAUCUUCAUCAAUUUUCAUCAGAUUUUUGGCAACUCAGGGACCAGGAACAUUUAUUACAGUUUAGUGAUGCCUGGUUACAGGUUGAAUUAUACCAGAGUCUAAAACAUGAAUCUUGGUGUAAAACCAAGGAAUUAUCUCUGAAGAAGGAAGUUUAUGAAAUAGAAUCACCCCAGUGGUUUAUAUUGGGAAGUCUUAAAAAACAUGGACUUGAGUGUUCCUGUUAUAGAAAUGACUGGGAAUGUAAAAGAAAGACUGACAAAAAACAAGGAUCUCAUGAGAAAAAUUUUAAUCAAGUUAUUUUCAACUAUGAAAAUAUAUACAUUUUCAGUCACAACACAUCUCCAUAUCAAAAAUCAUAUAUUGAAGAGAAAGACUAUGAAUGCAAGAGCUGGGAGAAAGCUUUUGUACAUGACUUACAAUUAACUACACAGCAGAGAAUUGAUACUGGCAAGAAGUUCAGGAACCAUAAGGAAUUUGGGAAGGUUAUUAGUAGAGGUUCAAAACAUACUCAGCAUCAGAUCAUGUUUACUGGUGAAAACUGUGAACAUAAGGAAUGUGAUAGGGCCUUAUACUGUGCACAUCAGAGUAUUCAUACUGAGGAGAAAAUCUAUGAAGGGCUCCUACGCCACACUACAGGUCCCAGAAGUCCCCGGGGCGGAAAUAAACUUCCGGCUGAAUGCGAGUUGGGCGGCCGGGUGCGCAGCCGGGACUGCGCGGUCGCAGUGAUUCGCCGUAGAGAGUGGAGGAGUCGGGGUCGCGGGCUGGCGCCCGGGGAGGAAUACUCGGGUCGAACGCUUUUUGCGGGGGUCUUUCGUUUUCUGGACUACACUUUCCAGAGGCCUCCGGGAGUGACGUCACUUCCUUCUAAGGUGGUCAGCGCCGUUGUGCUGGAGCGAGCUGCACAGCGCCCCGGCGCGGGAAGCGCGGCCCGAGGGUUCGUUCCGGUCUGCGGAGCGUGA
Messenger RNA from Odobenus rosmarus divergens (Pacific walrus), 1008 nucleotides. Its product is annotated as zinc finger protein 566-like. The transcript has 3 exons. NCBI's taxonomy places the organism in Eukaryota, Metazoa, Chordata, Mammalia, Carnivora, Odobenidae. Bases 1 to 1008 code for a protein of 335 amino acids. The record is from RefSeq and is a predicted model, not a curated record.